AGGAAGCGGCCAGCCGGGCGGUGGGGAGAACCGGGAACCCGUGUGUGCCAGGCUGGAGGAGAAACAGGAGGAGGGAGAAGGAGGGGGUUGGAGGACGCGGCCACCUGCCCAGGUAGGAGCCAAUCCGCCUUGCCGCACCUUAGCACAGGGCCUCGGCUACACACAGGCGACAGACCUUGGCUAAUCUAGGCUGGACCGCGGCUUCGCUCCAGUGGCUGAGGCUGAGCGGGGACCCGCCGGACUCCAGCGCGCGGGACUUGGACUCCGGCCUGCAAACCCGUGCGUCCGGGGUGCGGGGGAGCGCGGUCUCCCACGGGGCCGAGCCCGGAGCUCCGCCUCUCGACGGCUGGCUGGUCGGCGAGCCGGGGACACUUCCACGGUGCGCGCCCCCGAAGCGAAGCAGCGUCCCCAAGCAUUUGAGAUCCGGGACUGCGGUCGUGCGCGCCCGCGAGUCGCUGCAGAGUCCCAGCGCCUCUGAAAUGCGGUACUUCUCCACAUACCUCCCAGAGCUCUGACGGGGUGCAGACAUGGCGGGCAAUGCUGUGGACAACGCCAACCACCUGACCUACUUUUUUGGCAACAUCACCCGGGAAGAGGCCGAAGACUACCUGGUCCAGGGAGGCAUGACCGAUGGGCUCUACCUGCUACGCCAGAGCCGCAAUUACCUGGGUGGUUUUGCUUUGUCAGUGGCACACAACAGGAAGGCACACCACUACACUAUCGAGAGAGAACUUAACGGCACCUACGCCAUCUCCGGGGGCAGGGCCCAUGCCAGCCCCGCAGACCUCUGCCAUUACCACUCCCAGGAACCCGAAGGCCUUGUCUGCCUCCUCACGAAGCCCUUCAACCGGCCCCCGGGGGUACAGCCCAAGACCGGACCCUUUGAGGACCUGAAGGAGAACCUCAUCCGGGAAUAUGUGAAACAGACCUGGAACCUUCAGGGCCAGGCUCUGGAGCAAGCCAUCAUCAGUCAGAAGCCCCAACUGGAGAAGUUGAUCGCCACGACGGCUCAUGAGAAGAUGCCCUGGUUCCAUGGCAACAUCUCCAGAGACGAGUCAGAGCAGACGGUCCUCAUAGGGUCAAAGACCAACGGAAAAUUCCUGAUCAGGGCCAGAGACAACAAUGGCUCCUUUGCACUGUGCCUGCUGCACGAAGGGAAGGUAUUACACUAUCGCAUCGACAGGGACAAGACCGGGAAGCUUUCCAUCCCAGAGGGGAAGAAGUUUGACACCCUCUGGCAGCUAGUGGAACAUUACUCUUACAAGCCAGAUGGGCUAUUAAGAGUCCUCACGGUACCAUGUCAAAAGAUUGGCGUGCAGAUGGGCCACCCAGGAAGUUCAAAUGCCCAUCCUGUGACUUGGUCACCGGGUGGAAUAAUCUCAAGAAUCAAAUCCUACUCCUUCCCAAAGCCUGGCCACAAAAAGCCUCCCCCACCCCAAGGGAGCCGUCCGGAGAGCACCGUGUCCUUCAAUCCCUAUGAGCCAACGGGAGGGGCCUGGGGCCCAGACAGAGGCCUUCAGAGAGAAGCCCUGCCCAUGGACACCGAGGUGUAUGAGAGUCCUUACGCUGACCCUGAAGAGAUCCGGCCCAAAGAGGUCUACCUGGACAGGAAACUGCUGACCCUGGAGGACAAUGAACUGGGCUCUGGCAACUUCGGGACUGUGAAAAAGGGAUACUACCAAAUGAAAAAAGUUGUAAAAACAGUGGCGGUGAAAAUCCUGAAGAAUGAGGCCAACGACCCGGCUCUGAAGGACGAGCUGCUGGCGGAGGCGAACGUCAUGCAGCAGCUGGACAACCCCUACAUUGUGCGCAUGAUCGGAAUCUGCGAGGCGGAGUCCUGGAUGCUGGUGAUGGAGAUGGCGGAGCUGGGGCCCCUCAACAAGUACCUGCAGCAGAACAGGCACAUCAAGGAUAAGAACAUCAUCGAGCUGGUUCACCAGGUUUCCAUGGGAAUGAAGUAUUUGGAGGAGAGCAAUUUUGUGCACAGAGAUCUGGCCGCGAGGAACGUGCUUCUGGUCACCCAGCACUACGCCAAGAUCAGUGACUUCGGUCUUUCCAAAGCCCUCCGUGCUGAUGAAAACUACUACAAGGCCCAGACCCACGGGAAGUGGCCGGUGAAGUGGUACGCCCCCGAAUGCAUCAACUACUAUAAGUUCUCCAGUAAGAGUGACGUCUGGAGCUUCGGAGUCCUGAUGUGGGAAGCGUUCUCCUACGGGCAGAAGCCAUACAGAGGGAUGAAAGGGAGCGAAGUGACCGCCAUGCUGGAGAAAGGAGAGCGGAUGGGGUGCCCUCCAGGAUGCCCGAGAGAGAUGUACGACUUGAUGAACCUAUGCUGGACUUACGAUGUGGAGAACCGGCCAGGAUUCGCGGCCGUGGAACUGCGGCUUCGCAAUUACUACUACGACGUGGUUAACUAAGAGCUUGGGUGCCUGUCCGCGGCCACCUCAGAUUCUCAAGCGAUCGCAGGAAAUUCAUUCAGAUGAACUGGCUCUCAGAGUUUCAUCUCCCUCUGCCCAGAGGGAGAGCUAACCAAGCAAAGCUAGGAACUCACUCUCGCAACAGUUCUGGUCCCAAAAGACAGACAAGCAGCAAGCCCGCGGGACCUGAGGACUCGUCUGUCUGGCUUUUGUUUCCAUCUGUGUGGUUUUCGUCUUGGGUCACGUUCCAGGAACCAUUUCCAAAUUCUCUUGAUGUCAUUCCGUUGCUCUGGGGCCAGGAUUUCAGUGUCGCCCCCUGCAGGUCAGAAAGAGAAGUGCUUCGCCAUUUCAGCAAAGGACUGAGAGAAACCUCACCAAUGCCGUUGGCAAGGCGGAAGACGGUUAAGGAAAAUGACAGACUCAGGCACUGCUUUUGCUCUCAGCACUGAGACUGAAACACCACGUGAAUGGGAUGCUGAGACAUGCUGGCUUGGUUUGCACGCCCCUGGAGUCCGCCUCCUUGUAGAAUGACUUGAAGUCCGCUGUUGUGUGCUUACAGGAGGAGGCGUGAAUAGCAUUCUGCAUGAAGGCUGCCAGGCAGGGUGGGCUCCCAUGAUCCUCUGCGACUGAGCCGAGUGUAUCAGGCAUGGGUCAGACUCCCUCUGCAGAAGGAAUGAAUGCAUCCAGGACUCCUUGUUGCGGCCACAAUACCUGACCAGCAACCUCAGGGAGGAAACGCUUGUUUGGGCUCACAGGCCAUCAUGGUGGCAAAGACUUUACAACAGGCAGGAAAGGCUUGAGGGCAUGAACAAGAAGCUGGAAGGUCACGUGGUAUCCACACUGAGGAAGCGAAGAAUGAACAGGAAGUAGGACCAGGCUAUAAGGCCCCAAAGCCCACCCACCCCACCCUACCCCCCACC
Molecule: messenger RNA, 3337 nt
Organism: Rattus rattus (black rat)
Lineage: Eukaryota; Metazoa; Chordata; Mammalia; Rodentia; Muridae
Gene: Syk
Product: spleen associated tyrosine kinase
Exons: 14
Coding region: 528-2417 (629 amino acids)
Biological process (GO): adaptive immune response; positive regulation of mast cell degranulation; positive regulation of B cell differentiation
Cellular component (GO): cytoplasm; extrinsic component of cytoplasmic side of plasma membrane
Molecular function (GO): ATP binding; signaling receptor binding; non-membrane spanning protein tyrosine kinase activity
Source: RefSeq, a predicted model, not a curated record